GGUGUCCGAGCUCCUGCGAGAAGAGGGGGCUCCCUCUUCUCGCAGGAGCUCGGACACCCGGGCAACGACAGCUCCCAGUACACGGACUUCGCCACCGCCUUCGAGGCCGUCGGACUCUCCUGGACCGCCGACUUCUGCGCCGACACCUUCCCCAACUCGGACAUGACCAACGGCGAGGCCUUCGGAGACCCGUGCUGCACCUGGUCGCAGGGCGGCACGCCCGACUUCACCGUCACGCCCUUCACCACGGACCCCACCACGGCCACCGUGUGCGCAACGUCGACGUCCACGGCGGCAUCGACGACGUCCUCCGCCACGACGGACACGACCACGCCAACGUCAACCGCUUCGUCGGCCGCUACUGCUGCGACCAGUGCUGAGACGUCCACUGCCUCGUCGUCCACGUCGGACACCACGACAACCUCGACGGCAUCUUCGGCCGUUAUGGGCAGCGCGACGACGCCCAGUACUUCGUCCGCUACGACGGACACGUCGGCGACGACUACCACGACAGCUCCUUCGACGGACGACUCGACCACUACUGGCGGCGGUGGCUGCCGAGCCAAGCCAUACUCAGGCACGAAGAGCGGAAAGAGUGGUCUGCGUGCGUAA
Phytophthora sojae is the source of this 612-nucleotide messenger RNA. RefSeq lists its product as hypothetical. The transcript has 2 exons. The annotation marks the transcript as partial. Lineage: Eukaryota; Oomycota; Peronosporomycetes; Peronosporales; Peronosporaceae. The record is from RefSeq and is a predicted model, not a curated record.